Empidonax traillii (willow flycatcher) is the source of this 864-nucleotide messenger RNA. RefSeq names its product cathepsin S-like. The annotation marks the transcript as partial. The transcript is spliced from 5 exons. The record is from RefSeq and is a predicted model, not a curated record. NCBI's taxonomy places the organism in Eukaryota, Metazoa, Chordata, Aves, Passeriformes, Tyrannidae. Gene Ontology annotation, molecular function: cysteine-type endopeptidase activity. Gene Ontology annotation, cellular component: lysosome. Gene Ontology annotation, biological process: immune response.
UUCCCUGCUCCCGGAUCCAUCACCCAGGGGUCAUUCCCUGCUCCCAGCCCUCCCAUCCCGCUCCUCAUCCCGGGAUGGAGCCCUUGGCUCCCGUCGCCUUCCUGGCCCUGCUGGGGGUGGCUCUGGGACAUCCCGACCCCGCCCUGGAUCGGCACUGGGAGCUCUGGAAAAAAACCUACGGCAAGGAAUAUCGGCACCAGGAGGAGGAUUCGCUCCGUCGGGCGACCUGGGAGAAGAACCUGCGGCUGGUGACGCUCCACAACCUGGAGCAUUCCCUGGGAAUCCACUCCUACACCCUGGGAAUGAACCACCUGGGGGACAUGACCAGUGAGGAGGUGGCGGCCUCGCUGACGGGGCUGAGGGUGGCCCCUCAUCCCAGGGGGGUCUCGGCAUUCCCGCCCCGGCCCCUCGGGGACGUCCCGGAGGAGAUGGAUUGGCGGGAGAAGGGAUGUGUCACCGAGGUCAAGAACCAGGGCGCCUGUGGCUCCUGCUGGGCCUUCAGCGCGGUGGGAGCGCUGGAAGCGCAGGUGAAGCUGAAAACCGGGAAUUUGGUGUCCCUGAGCGCCCAGAACCUGGUGGAUUGCUCCGGGAUGUACGGGAACAAGGGCUGCUCGGGGGGCUUCAUGACCGAGGCCUUCCAGUACAUCAUCGACAACCACGGCAUCGAGUCCGAGCAGUCCUACCCCUACACGGCCCAGAACGGGACGUGCCGCUACAACGCCUCAGCCAGCGCCGCCUCCUGCUCCCGCUACGUGGAGCUGCCCUCGGGGGACGAGGCCGCCCUCAGGGACGCCGUGGCCACUGCCGGGCCCGUGGCCGUGGCCAUCGACGCCACCCGGCCCACCUUCUUCCUGUACCACGCCG